AUGUCGUCCAACUUUGGCCAGACAUCAACCCCUUCGAAGGCAGUCAACAUCCCGAAUCAGUCAGGAUCUACGACAUACCACUCCCCUUCCUCGAUUGAUAGCGGUUCUCAACGACGCGCGGGAGGCUCUGGUAGUUUCGGAGCAGGCUUGACAUCGAGGAAUACAAACACUCCGAGAAGCAACCAGUCCCGGAAAAGUCAACAUAAGCGACAAAGGCGCCCUCGUUUACUAGAUGAUGAAGAGUAUAGCGAGUCUGCCAUCAUGAGAUCGACAAACAGCCGAAAGGGACAAACGUCCAUCACUCAUCUAAUGAAUUUCUCUCUCCCCCCUCGUCCUCAGUAUCAACCUCCACCGCGGAACAUUCGUCGAUAUGCGUCAUGGGGGUUAGGGUCCGGACACCAUGCCAUGGACAAAGCUCGUUACGUCCAUGCGAACUACCGGUUUAUUGUGACAUCGAACCGAGGCUACCAUGCACAGGCAGCCAACGCUGACGUCCACCUGGACUGGGAUUCUGUACUUCAGGUUUUAGUCUCGGCUCAGACUCAGUCUGCCAGCUGUCCAAUCUGCUUAUCUACUCCAGUAGCACCUCGAAUGGCUCGUUGCGGCCAUAUAUUUUGCCUUCCUUGCCUUAUCAGAUAUAUGCACUCGACCGAUGAAGAAAACUCGCUGCCUGAGAAGAAGCCACGAUGGAAAAAAUGCCCUAUUUGUUGGGACACGAUAUAUAUUACGGAAACACGCCCCGUACGAUGGUUUCGUGGUCAAGAAGGUGACCUACCUUUUGAGGGUGGCGACGUUGUUUUGAGGCUCGUGAAAAGAGAACCAAGGAGCACUCUGGCACUGCCCCGUGACGGUGCUGAAAGUAUCGGGCCGGAUGAGGAUAUCCCAUGGUACCAUGCCGCUGAGGUUGCUGAUUAUGCUCGUAUUAUGAAAGGAGGCGAAGACUACAUGGUCGGCCAAUAUGACAGUGAGAUAGAAGACCUCCGCCGCCAAGAAGCAGAAGAUGAGGUCCUGUUCGGCGACGAGACAACAUGGACGCAAAAAGCGAUUGCAGCCAUCAAUGACGCCAAAACAAAGGUGAAGGGAAUUGGUAACCCGCCAGGUAUCUCGCAGCAGCCUACAGCGAUCAACAUACCAAAGGAUUCCAGUCUUGCUCAGUCACCGACUGAUGAGGUUGCGAUAAUUUACAAAUCACAGCACGAUUCUAAAUCCGGACAAGUCACCUCGACUGAGCAGCCGGCGCAACCAGAUGCCAGCCCAGAUGUGGCAACUUCUAUGCCAGGCAUACAUAGUGAAACAGAUCGUAUGACACAGGCGUUGAAUCUUGUCAAUAUCAACUCUGUACCUGCGGCGAAAGCCAAACAGAGAGAUCCUGGCACUGGUCGGGUUUCAGCGUCGUCUGAUCACCCAUUCUACUUUUAUCAAGCACUACCCCAUUUCUAUCUCUCGCCUCUUGACAUCCGCAUUCUAAAGACUGCAUUCGGCGAUUAUUCAUCGUUCCCUGCGACCAUCCUUCCUCGCGUUGAACACAUAUCCACUGGUCAUAUCGUUGACGAUGAGCUCAGAAAGCGGGUUAAAUAUCUCGGUCAUCUCCCACAAGGGUGUGAAGUAAACUUUCUCGAAUGUGACUGGCGGGAUGUGGUUGGGCCAGAGAUCUUAGAGCGCUUUGCGGCCGAAACGGCGAGGAGAAGAAAGAGAAAUAGGGAGAAAGAGGCUCGCGAAGAAAAAGACCGGGUUCGUGCUCAGAAGGAGGAUGAGAAACAUUGGGCUGCCGUUCGUCGCAAUAGGAGGUCAAGCAUUAGCGUUACUGACCCUUUGUUCUUUGAUCACGACUUCCAACCCUUAACGGGCGGUGCUUCGGGCCCUGGCCCCUCAAAUUUUGGUUCUUCUACAUCGCCUCCCGAAUCCUCACAUCCUGGAGCUGCUGAUUCGUCAUCAACCAGUCCUCCAGGCGUUCGCACCGUGUGGGGGACAGCCGCUGUUCCAACACUCGCCCAGCAAGCAGGUUCACCUCUAGGGGCUGCUCCUCGCGAUGGUUGGCUUGAGGGGUGGGAGGAGGAGUUGUUUGCCCAACAGGAGCACGAAUUGCUGGCUCAAGCCGCUACAAAUGAAAAUAACCCUUCCACUUCCGGUGGCGGAAAGAAGAAAAAGAACAAGAAGAUCACACUCAUGUCGACUAACAUUCAAAGAGGCGCCUGA
Molecule: messenger RNA, 2196 nt
Organism: Aspergillus oryzae RIB40
Lineage: Eukaryota; Fungi; Ascomycota; Eurotiomycetes; Eurotiales; Aspergillaceae
Product: RING-type E3 ubiquitin transferase MAG2
Exons: 2
Coding region: 1-2196 (731 amino acids)
Biological process (GO): positive regulation of transcription by RNA polymerase II
Molecular function (GO): transcription cis-regulatory region binding; metal ion binding
Source: RefSeq, a predicted model, not a curated record